Molecule: messenger RNA, 3664 nt
Organism: Nymphaea colorata (pocket water lily)
Lineage: Eukaryota; Viridiplantae; Streptophyta; Magnoliopsida; Nymphaeales; Nymphaeaceae
Exons: 8
Coding region: 233-1966 (577 amino acids)
Biological process (GO): protein N-linked glycosylation
Molecular function (GO): alpha-(1->6)-fucosyltransferase activity
Source: RefSeq, a predicted model, not a curated record
UGAUCUUUCUGCUCUUCGUCUCUUGUGUCGUUUUCUUUUCUCAUUUCGUCUCUAUAUCUGAACUCUCGGGCACAAAAGAAAGGGCUGAUGGAGAUGUGUCAUGGAGGCAAGAAUGAAAGUACGUAUGUGGGUGCUGGGUAGGUACAGUUGGAAGUGGCAGAAGUAAAAACUUGCGAAAUUUGAACCUGAACGAGGAAAGGAAGUGACCAGCAGAGAGAGCGAGGGAGGAGAUAUGCAGCAGCUUUCCAGCUCUUAUAAGAGUCUUGAGAGGUUGGUAUCACAGAGAGCGCUGGAGAUGAGUUCUUACGUUUCUUGUAAGGUCGGAGUUGUGUGCUUCCUUUGUGGGGUGUGUGUUACAUACCUUCUGCUGGCAGCAAUGACUUCUUUUAGAGGUUUCGAUUUCGAGAGUCUUGUUUCAACCCCUGCUGUAAAGGCAGAGAACGCAACAGGAAGCCUUACUCUGGUUCCAUCUUCUGAUGACACGCCUUUGCGUAGUUCAUGUGUCUAUAUGGCGAUGGGGAGAGGGUCGGGAAUUACAAGAAAUAGAGAUUUGAUUAGUAAACGGAGAGAUUUACUGCUAUAUACUCUAUGGGACUCCUUGCUGGAGGGAAAGGGAACAAGAAGUUCAGGAUUUAAUAGAUCAAAUGUGCCAGAAGCUCCUCAUAUGGAGAACUGCCAGUUCAAUGUACAAAUUCAUCGUAAGCUGGAUGAACGUGGUGAAAAUGGCAGCCUUCCACCAUGGAGGAAUUGGAGGGCAUUGUUAGGCUUUGAGCAGACGCAGAUUGAGAAAGGAGAGGCCCAAGAAGGUGCUUAUCCUCCAUGGAUUGUUGGUUCAGACGAAGAUAAUCUACCACUUACAAGACAAGUGCAGCAAGAUAUAUGGAUGCAUCAGCAUCCAAGAAACUGUAGUGACCCCAAUGUGCGGUUUCUUGUUGCUGACUGGCAAGUGGAACCUGGAUUUGGUCUGGGCGCUCAAAUUGCUGGAAUGUGCGGACUUCUUUCAAUUGCAAUAAAUGAACAAAGGGUUCUGGUCACAAAUUACUUCAACCGAGCUGAUCAUGAAGGCUGCAAAGGACCAGCACGUUCUCGUUGGUCUUGCUACUUUGCGCCUGAAGUUUCAACAGAAUGUAGAAAUCAGGCCAUGAAACUAUUAUGGGGCCAGAAGGCUUGGAGUCAAAAUAUUGUCACGUUGAAGGACAAUUACUCAUCAAAGGCAAUUUGGGCUGGUCGUGUUCCAAGAAUAUGGGGCACACCAUGGGAUGAUCUACAACCCACAACAGAGAUAGAUGGGAACCUGCUUAAACGUCACCGCAAAAUGGAUAGGAGGUGGUGGAGAUCGCAGGCAGUCCGCUAUCUAAUGAGGUUUAGAAGUGAAUACAUGUGUAAUCUGCUGAAUAGUGCUCGGCAUAAAGCAUUUGGGCUUCAAGCUUCGGAACUGGUUAUUGAAACUCUACCAUAUGGUUGGCCAAAGGUAGGUCACGGCAAGCUUCAAGCUGAAAUGGAAAACCAUGUGUGGGCAUACCACAGACCUUGGAUCCCUAGGCCAAUUUUAAGUGUUCAUGUAAGAAUGGGUGACAAAGCAUCUGAAAUGAAGGUGGUUGGUUUUGAAGCUUACAUGCAACUUUCAGAUCGUGUGCGUAGGCGCUUCCCAAACCUUAAGAAUAUAUGGCUCUCUACAGAAAUGCAGGAAAUCAUAGACAAACUAAGAUUCUACCCACAGUAUAAAUUCUAUUAUACAAAUGUGACACGUCAAGAAGGCAACAUGACAAUGGCAGCAUAUGAGGCUAGCCUUGGCAGAGAAAUCAGCACGAAUAAUGCUCUUGUUAAUUUCCUAAUGGCAGCAGAUGCAGAUUUCUUCAUUGGUGCACUGGGUUCAACUUGGUGUUACCUGAUUGAUGGCAUGAGGAACACCGCUGGAAAGAUAAUGGCAGGUUAUCUCAGUGUUAACAAAGACAGGUUCUGGUAAUUUUCUUUUGUGAUGUCUUGUAAGUGCAAAUGGAAGUUUGUGCCUUUUUUUUUCAAGUGGAUCCAUCUCUCUGUGGUCACAAAUUUUGGGGUGUACAGUCUCAGGCAUACAAGGCUUUCCACGUAAGUUGAAAAUUAUUCAAUGCACCUUUGUAGAAGUUGAGUAUUAUUCAAUGCUGUAGAUAUUUGAAGGACAAAAUUAUGCAAAUUGCAAAGGUAGAAAAAUGGUAUCUUCGCAUUUGAACAAACAAAUGUCCUGCACCAUCCGUGAAAAAUGAAGCUAUGGCACUCUGUGAGCCAGCAUUAUCCAUUGGGACUUUGUUUCUGUUUUUGGCAACAUUAACACGCUGUACUGUCCCAUGAAUCUCCUCCAAAAAAUGGGGCAGUUUCAUGGAACAUUAUAACUAGUGUUCUUUGAGUUUUCCAUAUUUUUUGGGGCAGCUUCAUGGUACGGUAACAGUUUGUUAUUAUUUCCAAACGGCCCCUUAAAUAAACUUAGAUGUUUAUCCUUCUAAAUUUCUUCCAUUACAUUUUUUCCACAGAUUUGUUGCAGGUUUAUCUUAAUUUUGUGUUUACAUAAAGACUAUUCAAGUCCAUAGAUAACCCAGUCCCAAUGGUGUUGGUGCCUUGCACCUAAUUUUGAGGGCUGGACCAGCUAGGUUUAGGUUAUUGCCAUUCUUUUCGCUUUUGCAGGAAUGUAAGGUGACUCACCCAAUUCUUUUUGGAUAGUGGGCUUCAUUUAGAGCAAUGACUUAGUUGGGGUGAAGAUCAGGCUGAAGCAUGUAUGAUGUCACUUAAGAAGCCGCAAGGAUGACUAACUUCAUGGUGAUCACUAAUGUUAUUAGCAUAUGACGAUUUUAUUUUCACGUUUUACAAACGCAGAUAAUUUAUUGUGAACAGUUCAGAUCAUUUUCAGAACAUCCGUUGCUUAAAAAAUAUCACAUUUUGCACCAUUGCUCUACCGUUCAAAUUCUCUUUUAUAAUAUUAGUUGUCCUUUAGAGAAACUAAUUAUUCCACCAGCAGAGUAUGACGUUUCUUUCCAGUUUCUUUCUGGGGAUGAGAUUAUUGUCUUUAAUGAAAUUGGGGUGCUUUACAUGCUUAUGAAGAGGCAAGAUCAGCACUCGAUUGCAUGAACAACAGAUUCUGCAGGAGAAUGAACUUGUGGGUCUGAAAUUCUUGAAUAGGUUUUGUCGCUUAGAUGAUCAUGGCGAUCGCUGCGGACCACCUGAUUCAAGGGCCCAUGAGACAUAUACACAGUUCGUCAAGUGUGCUGAACGAAAAGGACUAUCAGAGUGGCUUAUUUCCCAAUUACCACCAUGACUGUGAGUGGUCGUGCUUCUCUUCUUUGUAGGUGAAGAGCAAUGUCCAUGUCAAACAAUUAUCAUGUCAAUGGCAUGCAGGCUGUUCCCCACUUGGGAAAGUUGGUGUUGUGUGUGUGUGAUGGGCUCCUACUAUAAUGGAAUGCUGUCAUAAGCAAAGGCACUGCUCUCUGGUCGUACACCCGGCCCAACAUUCUUGGCAUUUAGUCUGUUUCUGUCCCAAGAUUGCUUAUUGCUCCACUUUUCAACUGUUGUGACAUCUCUCUCUCUCUCUUUCUUCCCCCAUAAUUUUCUUGCCUUUUGCCAGAGCAGGGAUACCAUGUAAGAGAACUUUUAAUUUGUGAUAAAUUAAUUUCUCGGCCCUGCUUUCCAUAUCUGU